This is a messenger RNA of Cimex lectularius (bed bug), 5036 nucleotides long. It is a transcript of the gene rictor, whose product is annotated as rapamycin-insensitive companion of mTOR. The transcript has 27 exons. NCBI's taxonomy places the organism in Eukaryota, Metazoa, Arthropoda, Insecta, Hemiptera, Cimicidae. Gene Ontology annotation, cellular component: TORC2 complex. Gene Ontology annotation, molecular function: protein serine/threonine kinase activator activity. Bases 745 to 5001 code for a protein of 1418 amino acids. The record is from RefSeq and is a predicted model, not a curated record. Gene Ontology annotation, biological process: positive regulation of phosphatidylinositol 3-kinase/protein kinase B signal transduction; TORC2 signaling.
UAUUUACAUAUCUUGUACAACUAACCUAAUUGAGGGUCGAUGGGGUACUCGAUAUUCUGCCAUUGACCCUCUGACAUCAAAUAUUCACACUAAUAAAUACAUUCAAUCUCAUACCAAACUAGGUAUAUACAACUAUUAUUAAUAUAUAAAAUAGAACAACUUUUUUCGUUUCACACACGUUUUCUCCAAGAAUCUGAAUGGACCCAAAUACUUGCUGCCGUGCUCAAGAACAAUUCUCAAAUCAGGUGGCAUUCCUGCAUGCUCCCUGUAUGGUGCCAAGGAAUUGCACCUUUCAAUUAGGUGGGACACAUCGAGCAGCCUUUCUCUGCAUACCGGACACAUACCCAGAGGGCUUUGGCUCAAAAGUAAAUGUCCGUGUGCAACCAUGCAUGCCUUAUUCUUAAUCGGGUGAGGAUGCUCUUGAUAAAUGAGAGCUUAUUUGUCAAUCUGGCCCAUUUACACUGUCACAUUAUUUUAAUAAUGUUUUUUAUUGCAUUCGUAGCGUCAGAAGGCCAGAUUGCGGUGGUUAAGUCCAGAGGUUGAGAUGGCCUUAGCUGCCUCGUCCACCUUUUCAUUACCCUCCAGAUCUAUGUGUCCAGGUAACCAGAACAAUCACCCUUUUUCCAAGAUGCUCAAGUUUGUGGUCUCUCUCCAAACAUAGCACUACAAGAGGGUUGAUGGAAAACCUGUCACGGACCACAGUAACCAUGCUGAGGGAGUCGGUACAGACAAGAUCCUCGAGAGAUGAUGACGGACAUACUGACCAAUGUGACAAUGAGGACCGGAGUGCCUGAACCUUCACGUCUCAGCUAUAUGAACGCUUUCGUCAAACUUCUUUCGAGAAAAGAUUUCAAAUAUGAAGAUCUUGGCUACACAGCGUAUGACAUCUUGUAUUGUUUCCGUCCACUCUGUUUUCUUGAGUCAGUACGUAUUCGAAAUUCAAUAUUUCGAGCUUUGAGACAUUUCAUCAAGACUGAAGAGCACGUUGAUAUUUUCAACAAAUUAAAAUACGAUUACCUUAUAGCAAGGGAAGUCACUGCUGGUGGUUUACAACUGUGUAGGAGAAUAAUUGUGGUUUCUCCUCAAAAAUUGACUCACGCUCCUGUGAGAGCUGUCGUUGCUUUCACCCAUCCUAGUCACACUGAUAACCUUCAGUCUGCAGCCCUUGCAUUACUUGCAGAAAUCGCUUUAUUAAAUGCAGACCUUUUCAUCACUUGUGGAGGCGUCAGCGCAAUUAUUAGAAAUCUAUCCUGCUUGAAAUCGCCAAAAAUGACCGAAGCCUUAUUAGGCUCUUUGUUGUACUUAGUAAAUAAACCUGAGACGAGGGCCAAAGCAGGCAUCAAUUUACAAUGCCUCACCGGAUCUGUUUAUAUGGACAGAGGACUGAAUUCUAAGAAUAACAGCACAACAGAAUCGACUGUACGAUGGUGCACGACAGCAAUGGUCUGUCUUUUACGCUCUUGGACUGGAAUCUUGCACCUUUGCCAAGGAAAACGCCAGGCAAUCACAUCAAUUGUAGACAGCCUCUAUGUCACACAUCUCCAGAAACCAAUAUUAGAGGUGCUCUACAAAUUAUUUGACCUUACGCAGCCAGAUUGGACUGAUGAAAUUACAGUUGCUCUUGAAGCAGUGCAUCCGUCAAAGUGGAGCGAUAGUUUCAGAAUUGCUGAAGGUUUCAUUGCAGCAGAAGCACAGUCCUUGUUUCCCCAUUUGGCCAAAACUCGAGUCAACCUGAUCGAAGUACACCGAGCAUUUGUUCUUUAUCUCUUUUUGAAAGCGAAUGUCCUAGAAGCCAUUGUUCAUGUAGUCGUCUCAGAUGACACAUUCCUCUCUGUUCACGCAACGAUUCUUUUGGGCGAACUGCUUCACCUAGUCCAUACGAUUCUUCCUCCAGAGUUGAUAAGCUUGACUCCAGGCCUGCCUAACUUGCUGUCUUAUGCUGUUCGAGGAAGACCAGUGAAUAUUGUACCACAGUCGACAAUAUUUGAAAAUGAAGAAUUACCAAAUAACGCUUACGAAGAACUCUUUGGACCUGGUUUCACCAUGGACCAGUCACUAUUGACAAACAGUGACGUUGAGCCGAGUAAAGAAGCUCAGGAACGUGCAUUAAGAGCCGUUUGUGCAAUGUCUUAUUUACAUAAAAGGCCUCCUGGGCCCAGCCUUUACCUUAGACAUCUAAUCUCUUGGAUCAAAUCAUCAGAAAGCCCACUAUCAGAAAAACCCCAACCUCUUGCAAAACACAGUCCUCUGAGCAGUUGUGAUGAAAGUAUAAAAGAGUCAGGUGUUUUAGCUGAAAGGGAUCCUUACACUUGGAACUGGGAUGUUAUAAGGGCAAUAUUGAAAAGACACGGAGAAACCCUGAGAAAAACGACGGAUUCGAAUAAAAAAUUGUUUUUAAGAAGGCUGAUCAAUUUUCUCCUCCCCGUCACCGGCCAGUAUGGACGAACUGAACUUGUUUCAAACCGAAAAUCCAACAACCUUUUAACACUGGCUGGCCUAGAUCUCAUAUCAAUGCUACUCCUUGCUCCAGAAGAAUCCGAGUGUGAAAAGUUACUUUUUGAGUUGUUGGGUGGAAUCAGGACGCAGUUUCUCGACUUGGCGCGAUGCUCGACAUCAAGAUCGGCACAUGACUGCCACCUAUCACCUAUCAACAUAUCAAAUUCACUUUGCCAAGAUUACUUUCUCAUGGUUGGACACUUGUCUACGUCAGAACAAGGCAGGAAAGCACUUACAACAACAGGAAUUUACACCCAGCUUCUAGAUCUGGUUGCAUCAACAAACCAAGACUGCUAUAUUAAAUUGAUAGUAUCGACAAUGGAUUUUGCUAAUGAUGAACAAGCAAAAAAUAUUCUGAAAAAGAUAUUCGAAUCAAAGUCCAUUUCUUGUCGUCUCUAUGCCACAAAAUCACUACACGCUAUGAUGAGGAUUGGUGUUGGACAUGAUAGACAAUUAAUGAGUUUUCUCGUCGGUCUUAUUGUUGAUCAGUUAUCUGACGAAGACAGAAAUGUAGCUGCUGUUGCACUCAAUGCUAUUCAAGAAGCAUCACAUUCUAAAGAAUAUGUUGAAGCGAUUGUGGAACAGAGACCUUGCCUAAUGAGGCAUGGGGAUAACGGACUUUUAGUGUUGGUACGGUGCCUUUCAACCGAAGAGGGUUUCAGAAGGCUUCACCAGGCCAAUUUUGUGACUGCCCAACUGGCCAAAUGGGGAACACAUUACAACUAUAGGUAUGUGAAUAUAGUAGAGGGUCUUCUCGCAUCUGAAGGAAAUCAGAGCACUGAAGUUUUCCUUCCACCCCAUCUUUACCAACAGCUAGCUUCACAUCAGACCGGCCUUGCUAUGGUUCUUGCCAACGAUCAUGUCAUAAAACUCGUCCAGGUCCUGGAGCAUGGAGACUGUUCGACGGAUGAACAGAUCCUGGAGAUGAAAGCAGCUCUUUAUGCCCUUUCAGGAAUUGCAGGAGUCAUGGAUAUAAAUGUACUAUCUUCGAUGAUACGUAUAGCAACCCACUGCUUAGUCUACUCGUUGAGGGCUGUUGCUUUCACAGCAAUAAGCAAUGUUGCUACUUCAGUCCAGGGAGAGGAAAAACUGAAAUCGCUUGGUUGGUAUUCUGUUAAACAUGAUCGCCAUGAAAUGUGGCCUCUUGUCACUCCAACUGAAGAAGACACUCCUAAUAUAAUAUUUGAAAGAAACGUUGUUGUACGCGAGAAUAAAAGUCCUUUGUUUGACUUACCGGAGGAGGAUGAUAAUCUGGAAGACAUUGAUAAGGAGGAAUUCUUCUGGGGUGUUCCAGGUGGAAGGACUCAGAGGAUAAGGGAAAGAAGGUCAGCAACUUUACCUCAUUCCACCACUCCGUCUUCUUACUACCACAACCGCAGUUACAGCGAGAGCAAGGCUGAACAUAGCGACUCUUCUGACUAUACCAACGAACACAUUGUUCACUACAAGAGCGAAAGUGGUAGAAAGAGUAGAUCCAACAGCUAUACAGACAGUAGCACAAGUGGAGAUUCAACUUACGGCAUGAGACAUUACAGUGUUAGUGAUCGGGUUCCAACAUUAAGCCCCAUACCUAGUGCCGGUUCAUUGACUGCUUUUAAUCCGCAGACAACUAAAAGAACAAGCCUUACAUCAAAUUUUUCUAGAAGUAGCUUAAGAGGGAGUAGACAGAGCAUAUUAAGAUCUCUGGAACAAUCUUCUACUUUUCCGUUAGGUCUAAUCACAUACGGCGAUUUACUCUGUUCACCUUCACCUCGCCAAAAACACACAUUGAAUGAGCUUCAAUGGUCCGAAACUCCAGCAAUAGAAGAACCAGAUUUUUCCACUCUGGAAACAUCAUUGAUUGACACGACAUCACUUCAGUCAAACUCAAACGAUGGUCUUGAUGUCCCCAUGCCGAUUUACAUGGGAAUCUGCCUUCCGGCACAAAUUGGCUGCCUUUUUCCAAAAGAAGAAAUCAAUCUUGUUAAAAAGCACGUUUCUUUCAUUUCCGAGUCAUUAAAGGUUCAAGGACUUCAAGAUCUGAAAAAUCCAUCGUUCCAUAAAGAAAUCUGUUUCCUUGGACCCCAAGGGUGUCACAAUAUGAUGGUAAACACAUCAGAAUGUGAGCCUUCUUACUUGGUGGAAGGAGACUUAGAACUUGACAAAGAGACUUUGGAAAAUGACAGCGUCGAUUCUUCUAUGACCGAUGUACAAAGUUUCGUUGAUAAACCGAUGCCAAUAAUCUUUAAAAGCAGGAUUGUAAUUAGAAAUGAACUGGCAAGGAUGAUAGAACAACUGUCUAACCCUAUACUUCACAAAACCUGUAAACAGUCUCUCUUACAAAUUAAACAAGCCCAUGGUGACCUUUUUCAAGACAUAUGUGUAUUUAGUGAUGUGUGUCACAUUUUAUCAACGUGUCAAGUCAGAGUAGCAUCUAGAGACUUCGUUAAUAAACUUUUUGACUCGGCCUUUGAUGAAAUCUGGCAUGAUGUUGCUGUUUAUCUCAAAGAACACAUAACAUAUUAAAAAGAAUUUUUUAUUUAUAUUUAUUUUGUGUAUAG